AGCUGUUCUCAGCCCUGCUGCAUUCUUGCCAAAGACUCCAGCAGCAGCAUGAAGUUGGGAGGCUUCCUCCUCCUUGUGGCCCUGCUCAUGCUCAGCUCGGAGGUGCAGGAGCUGCAGGCUGCAGUGAGACCAGUGAAAUUUCCAGUUGAACAGAGACCCGGAAAGUGUCCAGUGUUGCCAAAAGGGACGAUUGGACUUUGUGCUGAAUUUUGCUCCGGGGAUGACUCCUGUCCCAGCGGACAGAAGUGCUGCAGCAAUGGUUGUGGACACUCUUGCCAGACUGCUGUUCCAGACGAGAAAAACUUCCCUAUCCGUUUGGAUGACUGAUGAACCUUGGCCUCCUUCAGUAAUUGUUCCCACAUGUCACCUUUAUUUGAAGAGUUGGGCUUUUCCAGGAACUCCACCUUUGCCAGGAACCCCAGGAUCAUGGGGUGAGGUUCUAGCAUAACUUGGUUGAAGGGUUGCAUUCUGGCAAUUGUUUAAGGAAUACUGCUGCCAAAGGAUCCUGCUUCUGAAUAAAACGACUUCUCUGGCAUUA
Phacochoerus africanus (Common warthog) is the source of this 538-nucleotide messenger RNA. RefSeq names its product WAP four-disulfide core domain protein 18-like. Bases 49 to 327 code for a protein of 92 amino acids. Gene Ontology annotation, cellular component: extracellular region. NCBI's taxonomy places the organism in Eukaryota, Metazoa, Chordata, Mammalia, Artiodactyla, Suidae. Gene Ontology annotation, biological process: innate immune response; antibacterial humoral response. Gene Ontology annotation, molecular function: peptidase inhibitor activity. The transcript is spliced from 3 exons. The record is from RefSeq and is a predicted model, not a curated record.